This is a messenger RNA of Mucor velutinosus, 369 nucleotides long. Its product is annotated as iqgap- protein. The coding region runs from base 1 to 369 and encodes 122 amino acids. The transcript has a single exon. The record is from RefSeq and is a predicted model, not a curated record. NCBI's taxonomy places the organism in Eukaryota, Fungi, Mucoromycota, Mucoromycetes, Mucorales, Mucoraceae.
AUGGAAACACCAGUAUCAACAGCAGCAGCAACAGCAGCGGUUGAAGUCAAAUCAGAGUUUCUUCCGUUGACUCGUAUCCAAAUCAUUCUUAUUGCGAUAUUCUCUUCUGUUGUAUUGUUCUUGCUGUUUUGCACCAUUGUAUACCAGAUCUAUAAACGCAUCAGAGCAAAACGACAGCAAAAGGCGGCAGAGAAUGGAAGGCACGAUGAGAUGGCUGUUGGCGAUCAGCAUCGUUCAACAAGACCAAUCAUUGACAACACUUGUACCGAAGUUAAUUCCACUGCAUUUCUGAAUCCAUCUGCUUCAACGACAUUCACAAUUUCCUCCUCACAAAGUACAAGCCGGUUUCAAGAGUACUUUCCUACUUGA